AUGCUGCACCUCAGCCUCACCCCACUGCUCGUGCUGGUGCUGGGGGUCAGCCUGGGGGCUGCCUUUCCCCAUGACACCCUGAGUAAGGACUGCAGGCUGUCCAAGUACCAGAACAUUGCACAGGAGGAGCAGCAGGCUGUGGACAAGAUGAGACAAGAGUUUGUGAACAACCACAAAUGCAACACCAGGCUCUUCCACCGGAAAUGGAAUGCAGUAGACCUGCCGAUGUCCGACCGAGUGCUGCUGGUGGCGGCCGAGCUGAACCUCACCACUGCCAUGCUGGAGCUCCCCGCUGCCCCCGGCUUUGCCGAGGUGCGCCGGAGGCCCCUGGACUUCUUCAGGCACGCCCGGGAGGACGUGCGGGGCUGCGUGAGUGUGGAUCCUUCGCACCAGCCCUCGGGCAGGCUGAGGCACUGGCUGCACAAGCUGCAGGCGGCCAUGCGAGCAGAGACCCCCGGGAGCAGGGCGUGCCUCCGGGCCACGGCCAUCCUGCACGUUCUGCAAGUGCUGGACAACCUGCGCUGCGCUGCCCUCCAGGACAAGUGCUGAAGGGCUGAAGGGCUGAAGUGCCCUCAGGCCCCAGCCCGCGGCACCGCCCUCAGGGACGGCCCCAGAACCGGGAAAAAACCACUGCGCUGCGCUGUUACUGCCUAUUUAACCUAUUUAACCCCUCUUCUCACUUACGCGAGCUGAGGAAACAAUUUUCCUUUUCUUUUUCUUUCUUUUAUUUUUUUUUUACGGUCUUUUAAAUUAUUGGCUCGGGAUAAGGCGAAGGAACGCCCUUCCCGAAAAAAAUGCGAAUAUUUAUAAGGUACCUUUGUUUUUCUGGUUCUCAAAGUGUUUUUAAGGAAAUCUAUUUUUUUACCUGCUAUUUA
This is a messenger RNA of Vidua chalybeata, 875 nucleotides long. RefSeq names its product interferon lambda-3-like. Gene Ontology annotation, molecular function: cytokine activity. Lineage: Eukaryota; Metazoa; Chordata; Aves; Passeriformes; Viduidae. The record is from RefSeq and is a predicted model, not a curated record. Gene Ontology annotation, biological process: cell surface receptor signaling pathway via JAK-STAT; positive regulation of immune response; defense response to virus. The transcript has 5 exons. The coding region runs from base 1 to 549 and encodes 182 amino acids.